Molecule: messenger RNA, 11747 nt
Organism: Ostrea edulis (European flat oyster)
Lineage: Eukaryota; Metazoa; Mollusca; Bivalvia; Ostreida; Ostreidae
Exons: 9
Coding region: 3467-10990 (2507 amino acids)
Molecular function (GO): protein binding
Source: RefSeq, a predicted model, not a curated record
UAUGGUAAGAAAAUUAUUUCCUUUAUCUUACAGUAUGGAACACUUUUUUGGUUAUAACUGGUCAUGCAUUACAGCAAACUUUCUUGAAGGUCAACUAAAUGUAACAUGAAUAGAAAUCACUUAAGCAUUCAUAAAUUCAAACUGUUAAAUAUAGGCAUCCAUUGUCAGUUCGAGUCCUAGUAUAGCAAUUCUGGAAGUGUACAUGUAUUCAUACUAUUGUAAUCGCGAUAGAUUAUAUUAGACUUCUUCACAAGUAGAUUUUAAUGAGGUUUCACCGAGGAUUGUUCAGCCUACACAUUGUGACAAACACAAACGGGGGAAAUGUAGGCCACGCCAUGUUUAUAUUUAUUCCUCUGUAGAUAUAUCUUAUAAUUUAUCAGAUAUCGUCUAUUUUCAACAAGGUAUCUAAUAAAUUUCAUAAGAUAUCUGAUAAAAUUAAAAUUUAUUAGAUAUUUAAUAAGAUAUAUAAGAUAUCUCAUAAACUAUAUAAGAUAUCUCAUAAAGUUUAUAUGAUAUCUUAUGUAUUAAACAAUAUGUCUUCUAAAGUUUAUGAGAUAUCCUAUAAGAAUAGAAGAUAUCUUAUAAUUCAUCGUUAUAAGAAAACUUAAAAAAACACAUAAGAUACCGUUUAUGUUUUGUAAGAUAUCUAAUAAAUAUUGUAAGAUAUUUUAUAAAUUUUAUGAGAUAUCUGAAACAGUGUUCCCACUGGACCAAAAUUCCCUUUCGCCACUUUUUCGGGGUGCAGCGCGGCGCAGAUAAUCUCAUGCUAUACAAUUAUUUCCAUCUUAUUAUUUUAUUCAUUACACUGAUUUUAGCAUUUGGAAACAGUUACAUUACUUAAAAAUAUCCAGCUACCAUACCUAAAUACUUCUUUCUGAAGUAAUACGUUUAUUCGUUUGAUAAUUAAAUUUUAUUGUGGAAAUCAAAAAUCGGGUAAUAAAUCGUAUAAAUAUAAACUUCAUGAUGCUACACCCCUCAGUGAAAACAUUGUCUACAUUGCCCGAAAUGCAGAUAUCACAAAACAUCAAGCCCAAUUUAGAGAAAUUUCCGUUUUAGUAUGGUAGAUUUUGCAAUUUGGACAGAAUCAGAUGUUUGAGCCGGUGGGGUUGACUGAAAGGCCAAACAUAGAUAUUUUUCUUUAAUUUUAGGCUGACUAGAGUCAGAAGCUACAAGUUUAGUGUCAAAAUAGAAUGGGGUGCAUUGCCUUAUGAGAUUAGCAUCUUCAUACUGUUACGCACCGAACUUCAAAGAAAAUUAUCAAAAUUGCUACAUCCAUAUCAAUGGUGACCGACCGCAUUGUUAAUGAAAUAUUCGAACUAAAAUCAAACACAUCAAAAUCUUGUAAUCAAUGAGCUUGGCUGCAAAAACAAACAAUUGAUGUUUAUACAUUAUACAAAAUAAUACCGGUCGGUUCUGUGGUUAAGAAUUGACAUUAAUGUGGAGAUGAUAACACUAUAAUAAAUAAGAUUUUAAAUGUUAAACAAUUGACCACAGCAGGGUACACAGCUGUCCGAUGUACUUUAUUAUAUAAUCACCGACUUUUUUGCAGCCAUAGAUUACCUGAGGCUAUUAUCUGGCCUUCGUGACCAGCUCUGUGUGCACUGGAGAGACGCGAGAUUUCCGGUCGCAUGCGUUGACUAAAUAAACAAAUUUUGACAGCUGAUAAUGUGUCACUGACAAAGGAAAACACAAGACAGAUUUUAAAAUACAAAUUUUAAGAUUUUAAAAUCAGCUCGAGCACUGAUAUUCUCAAAUGAAUUUUUAAAAGAUGUCAUAACUUUUGUAAGAUAUCUUAUAAUUUUUUUAUGAGAUAUCUUUAUGGAGGAAUAAAUGUGAAAUUAUCUCUCUAAUUAAACGGAUCUCUCAAACUAUAGACAUUACAUUAUAUAACUACAUAAUCUCCUAUGUUGUAUCCUCUCUAUAACUAGUUCAUAUGCGUGCAUUGUCAAUACUGUUUGAUAAAUCUCUGAAAUAUCAAAUAAAAAUCGGUAAGUUUUUUUUUUAAAAAUAGCAAUUUAAACUUAUUUGAAUGGAUGGGGAUACAAAUGAUACAGGUAAAUAUAUUUUAAAGUAACUCGUGAAAAUCGGUGACCGACCUUGAUCAAGACCUGAGUGUUUCCUCAGCUACAUAAAUAUUUCACUUAUAUUGAAAUGUCAGGUGAAAUGCUAUAAAUUUAGAUCUAUGCAUGGCGACGAGAGCCGUAAAGGUGAGGGCUCUUUAUUCAUUUUGAUUGAACAAUUACUGGUGUGAUACCUUAAAGCCGCAACAGUGAUGAUUCUUCAUCGUGCGAACGGUACCUUGGUUUUUAAGGUCUCAUCAGAAAGGCCCGCGACUGCUGAGUGUUUGGUAAAGGAACAGCCCACUCCCUUUUUCUAUACCGUGGAUUUGAAGCAGCCAAUUAGUAUGAGUGUGGCUCGAAGUCACGGCCUUCUGGUCACCGCUCUAACCACUGAGCCACUGCGACACCUAUAGGGAACGUGCAUAGUUUCCUUUGUUUAGUGUAUGUAUAGAUUGUGCAUGUGCAUUUUACAUUCACACGGGAAGUUCACAUGGUUAUGUUUUGCGAAAUCAGGAAUUUUUUCUUAACUAAGCCCUAACAAUUCCUGUUCGCAGAUCAAUUUACAUAAGCCCCCAAUACUUCAAUAUUUUCAUACACUGAAUUUUUUCAAUUAUAUUCCUUUUCAAAUUGACAUUGUUUUCAUCAUAGACAAUGAAUACAUGUUUGUUGCAAACUAGUUCGAGCGGAUUUUAGUUGAUAUUUUUACAAAAUAUAUAUAAAUAUUAACAAUGAAAUGGUUUUCCUUGUUGUUUUAUAAGGUGAUUAAGGUAGACAUUUUUGCAACACUUCAUCACCCGAACAAACACCAAAGAAAGCAUUUUAUUCUUUAUAUUUAUAUUUUUAUGCAUUUUGUAAAAAAUCUUUUUUAAAAAUCUACUUGGAUCAUAAGAUAAGUAUUUGGUAAAUAUUUGAUUAAGUAAAUAAUUCAAUUUUUUCAAGUGCCUAGGACUUUGCAAUUUGGGAAGCACCGCAGCUAAAUUUAGAAAAUGUCUAUAUUGAGCAGUGGGUAUUCCUAAAACGUUACGGACAUUUAAACUAUUCAACAGGUAUAUAUACUGUGCUAAAUUAUGCAUCCACUACCCAGGGUUCCCUGCGCUCCUCGCACUAGUGGAUGAGAAGCUUGUGUAAGCUCUCUGGUGAGAGAAUGGCAUAAUUACGCAGUCUUUUGUGUAAACCGAAACUUGCAUUUUGUAAUUUUCUAAUUAUCACCCACAGAAAGUGCCACGUUAUAUGGUGAAAAAGGGAACAGCAAAAGUAGCAAAGGCGAUUAAGGGAGUGAUGAUAAAGACGAUGAUACAACGGGCAGAAGAAAAACACCUAAAUGUGAAGACAAGAUCGUAUCUAAACUUUUGUGGAGGAUCGAUGAAAAAAGUUUAAUUCCUUUGUUUUCCCAACAACGCAUCACUAUGGAGAUGUUAAUGGAUCUAAAUCAUGCAGAUCUUCUUGAAGUAGGGAUCGACAUAUUUGAUCAAAGAUAUAAGAUAUUGACUGAGGUAGCACGACUGAAGCGAGAGAGGGGACAGAGAAACACAAGCUCUCGAUGUAGAAUACAUCCCUUCAACACCACGUGUCCCGGGCGAAAACGGAAGCUGGAAAACGAAAAUGUUAUGGCAAAGAAAAUGAGAUUAGGCGUCAGAAAUGAGAGGGAACAGAGAAACACAAGUUCUCGAGGUAGAAUACACCCCUUCAACACCACGUGUCCCGGGCGAAAACGGAAGCUGGAAAACGAAAAUGUUAUGGCAAAGAAAAUGAGAUUAGGGGUCAGAAAUGCGCACACAGAAGUGUCUGUCGUAGUUUCUAUUGCCUCCGGUACACAACCUCACACGUCUGUCACAACCAGUAGUCCCUCUGUCUGUCAGACGACAUCAUGUCAGUCGUCUCAGACACGGACCUCGUCAGCUAUCAGUUCGUCUUCACUGAAUGUUGGAUCAACAGCAAGUAUUGCUGUAUUAGCAACACCGAUACCAACGACAGCAAUACCAGCAACAACUACAGCAGGUCUGUCAACGAUCGUAACAACAGCAGUAACUUCAGCAACAUCAAUCACUGCCUCAGUUUCAACAACAGUAUCAGCGAUACAGAACCCUGCAACAACAGCCACCUCAUCAUCAACAUCCUGUCUGGUCUUUUCUUCUGCAGUCAAUCUCUUGUCAAACACCACGACAACACCCAGCCAUACGUUAACGACAUUCAGCGUACCGUGUGUUUCCACAUCGGCUCCAACAGGAAGUAACGUUUUACCAGUCCCUGCCCAUUGUGUGCAUUGCACACAAAACACAAUUACAGAUGAAGAGAACAAUUUCCUACGAUACUUUCUUCUGGCUCAGCUUGGUACCCAGGCCUUGCGGAUUCUGUUCGAUUCAUUUGUCAAUCCUAUGUCUCUGACAAAUCACCUACAGAAUGUAAAACCAAAAUUAAAACACUGUACAGCGCAACAGAAGGCCAUCCUAUAUCCGGGUGCCAGGGGACCUGUGACCUCAGCAGACUUUGAUACAUCUCUUCUGUACACCCUGCUGCGUAACACAGUGAAAAUCACACCUCCAACGAGUGGAUGGAAUAAGGAACCAAAUCCUGCUGACAUCUCAAAGGGGGACGAUGUGGAAAGAAUAAGAUUCGCUAGGAAUUCUUUAUGUCAUGGUAAAACGUCCAUGGAUCAAUCAACAUUCAAUUCAAAAUGGACAUGUCUUUCUCAGGCUAUCGGACGACUGAGCAGCGGUUUCCUUAAUGUUGAUGUUGCCUCCUUAGCAACAAGGAAGUUUGAUAAAUCUGAGAAACAGGUCAUAUUGGAUGACUUCCUGCUUCUUAAGAAAAGGCUUCAACAAUUAGAGAGAAGACAUAUUCCAUUUAAUGUCCGAGAACAACAUGAAGAGAUAUUGAAUAAAUGGGGAAAGGAAUAUGAAGUUCUGUGCGAAACGAGAGCGUACUACAGAGUGAAAUCAGAAAUCGAGUCCAAAGACACCGUGACAAUAAUAAGUGGUCCAGGAAUGGGAAAAACAUUCAUUGCCAGGCAGACAUGUCUUCAUCUGCAAAAUGAAGGUUGGGAAAUCAUCCCCGUCCAACACGUAGACGAGAUGAGUCGCUUUCGCCUCGUCAGUAUUAAGCAGGUGUUUCUUCUAGACGAUCCUGUGGGAGUAUUUGGAUUCGAUCGAUCAACAUCAACUGCUAUAGAAAGAAUGUUUGAAGCUUUCGCUCCUUCAGAUAAAACCAAAUUUAUUUUUACCUGCAGAAAAGCUGUUUAUUAUGAAUGCAAAGAUAUGGAACACAGUUUCUUCAGAAACAUUAUUGAUAUUGGAAGUUUAGAUCUUAUGCUGAAUGAAAAAGAAAUGAAGGACAUGUUAGCUUCUCACUGUAAAAGUACAGGAGUGGAGGAGAAAGUCUAUAUAAACAUCUCGCUAAAUCCUGGUAUGACAAUGUUCCCACUUUUAUGUCGUUUAUUUGCAAACGACAAAGAAAAUCAGAAAUGUGGACGACUUUUUUUUGAAACGGCAAACAAAAGCAUCAUUAACCAAUUCAAGAAAAUGAGAAAUCAAAAGGAGUCACAGUAUGCGGCACUUGUGUUAUGCAUGCUAGCAAACAAUCAUUUAACGAAAAAAGAUAUACCUGAAUAUUUUGGACUAAUAAGCGAUUAUUUUGACAUUAUUAAUCAGUCUUGUAUUCAAAGGUCUCUGAAGGAAUUGACAGGAACAUAUGUUGUGAAAAAUAACGGGGUUUAUUCUUUCUUACACGACGCUUUAUUUGAGGCCAUUGCUUGCUUACAUGCUUUGAAGUUCCCUGAACAGGUGCUGAACUCAAUGCCAAGUAGUUACAUCGCAAACAACGUUCGUGUUACUAGUGAGACUACAGAAUCGGGAUAUGAAAAUUUAUGCAUCUGCUUGAAAAGGAAACACUAUGAAUUCCUUGUAAGAAGACUUUUAAAGGAUAUCAAAGACGUACAUUUUUAUGAUGUUUUUGAUGGGAAAAGUCUAAAAUGUGAAGAGUUCAUGAAUUUCUUUAUUUCAUAUCUCGACAGAGUGUCUACAGAUGAUCUUGUAGAUCUGAUUUUAACUGUUCAUCCUUCUGACUCGAAAUUACUUCAGCGCAGUGGAAAGGCAAUGGAAAGGAUUGAAUACUGGGGAAAGGAAUACUAUCAACAAAAAUUGCUCAUAGGAGAAAAAAUAACGAUAAGUACAAUCACAGGAAAAGGAAAGGGCAAGUACAUACGGAACAAUGCUGGCCCUCACUACAAUAUACUUGCAUUGAGUUGGAUGAUUCAUUAUGGGCAUACCAGGCUUCUGUCUUAUAUUCUUGAUAGACUUGAUGAUAGACAACAACUGUCUGACAUAAGGAAAUCUGAAGGAGUUAGGUUGUUACUGCUUGCGUGUUUUAUUGGAAAUCUGGUGGUAGUUAAGCGACUCGUCAGUUGGUUAGGGAUGUUAUAUCUCAAUGGAUCUCCAAAUCAAAAAACUGACGACAACAAUGAGCACUUGUGUUUCACUCCAUUAACAGGUGCUGUUUUUGCUGGACAUGAAUCAGUGAUAGGGUUCCUUGUAGAUGAAGGGGCCGAUGUAAAUCUGCAGGAUAACACAGGUGAAGAAGACACCCCUCUCACCAAACCCUGCAGACUGGGAUAUACCACCGUGGUGCAAACACUUUUACGCUGCAAGGCAGACAUCAACGAGGUCAGUGGUACAAUGAGAUCGCCAUUGUUCUGGGCAUCACGGAUGUCUAGAACUGAUAUAGUGAGGCUAUUGAUACAGAACAACUGUGAUGUUAAUAUAGUUGACUCUGUGGGCAGAAGUGCUUUACAUGAAGCAGCAGGAAAAGGUUUUGAUGAUAUUGUAAAAUUGUUGGUUGAGAACAAGGCCGAUACGACUUUGGUGGAUAGGAAAGGAAAAUUAGCGAUAACACUGGCAAAGGAAUCAAAUAAAAACAUAAAAACAAUAUUUAUAUCACAGUGCAAAAAUACCUCCUCAUUUUGCCAAAAGUUUGUUCAAGAACUAAUGCAAAUGAUAAGUGCUACAUUCUGCAGAAACAAAACUCUACCAAACAUUUUAACAGACAAACCCUUCUCCUGUCUAUUUGAUGUGCUCACCCUGUCGGAAUUAGAUAAGCCCUUACCUCAGGAUUGGCAUUUUCACUGUUUUAGCCAUUACAUUUCAACAGGACAUCAAUCUGUACUGAGGUGUUUAUUAAGUCAUGGAUACCAGAUCAUUUCCACCAAUCCUUACCUUCAAGACGCACUGUUUACUGCAUCAAGGAAUGGACACACUGAGAUAGUCAAACAUUUAGUAGAACACGGUGCUGAUGUCAAUAUUUGUAAUGUGAGAAAUGCUACACCGCUCUUUGUGGCAUCACAGAAUGGACACACUGAAAUAGUCAAACAUUUAGUAGAGCACGGUGCAAAUGUCACUAUUUGUAGAUAUCAUAAUUGUACACCGCUCUUUUUGGCAUCACAUGAAGGACACACUGAGAUAGUCAAACAUUUAGUAGAACACGGUGCUGAUGUCAAUAUUUGUAAUGUGAUAAAUGUUACACCACUCUUUAUAGCAUCAGAGAAUGGACACACUGAGAUAGUCAAACAUUUAGUAGAGCACGGUGCUGAUGUCAAUAUUUGUGAUGUGAGUAAUGUUACACCACUCAUUAUAGCAUCACAGGAAGGACACACUGAAAUAGUCAAACAUUUAGUAGAACACAGUGCUGAUGUCAAUAUUUGUAAUGUGAGAAAUGUUACACCACUCUUUAAGGCAUCACAGAAUGGACACACUGAGAUAGUCAAACAUUUAGUAGAACACGGUGCUGAUGUCAAUAUUUGUGAUGACAAGAAUGUUACACCACUCUUUAUAGCAUCACAGAAUGGACACACUGAGAUAGUCAAACAUUUAGUAGAACACAGUGUUGAUGUCAAUAUUUGUAAUGUGAUAAAUGUUACACCACUCUUUAUAGCAUCAGAGAAUGGACACACUGAGAUAGUCAAACAUUUAGUAGAACACGGUGCUGUUGUCAAUAUUUGUAAUGACAAGAAUGUUACACCACUCUUUAUAGCAUCACAGAAUGGACACACUGAGAUAGUCAAACAUUUAGUAGAACACGGUGCUGAUGUCAAUAUUUGUAAAUAUGAUAAUGUUACACCGCUCUUUACGGCAUCACUGUAUGGAUACACUGAGAUAGUGAAACAUUUAAUAGAACACGGUGCUGAUGUCAAUAUUUGUAAUGACGAGAAUGCUACGCCGCUGUAUGUAGCAUCACAAAAUGGGCACCAUGAGAUAGCUAAACAUUUAAUAGAACACAGUGCUGAUGUCAAUAUUUGUGCUCUAGAAAAUUUUACCCCGCUAUUUAUGGCAUCGCAGAAAGGACAUAUUGAAAUAGUCAAAGAUUUAGUAAAACAAAGUACUGAUGUCAAUAUUUGUAAUGGCCAAGGUGUUGCACCACUCAUUAGGGCAUCACAGAAUGGACACACUGAGAUAGUCAAACAUUUAGUAGAACACGGUGCUGAUGUCAAUAUUCGUAAUGACAAGAAUGUUACACCGCUCUAUAUAGCAUCACAGAAAGGACACACUGAGAUAGUCAAACAUUUAGUAGAACACGGUGCUGAUGUCAAUAUUCGUAAUGACAAGAAUGUUACACCGCUCAAUAUAGCAUCACAGAAUGGACACACUGAGAUAGUCAAACAUUUAGUAGAACACGGUGCUGAUGUCAAUAUUCGUAAUGACAAGAAUGUUACACCACUCAUUAUAGCAUCACAGGAAGGACACACUGAGAUAGUCAAACAUUUAGUAGAACACGGUGCUGAUGUCAAUAUUUGUAAUGUGAGAAAUGUUACACCACUCUUUAUAGCAUCACAGGAAGGACACACUGAGAUAGUCAAACAUUUAGUAGAACACGGUGCUGAUGUCAAUAUUCGUAAUGACAAGAAUGUUACACCGCUCUUGAUGGUAUCAUAUAAUGGACACACUGGGAUAGUCAAACAUUUAGUAGAACACGGUGCUGAUGUCAAUAUUUGUGAUGACAAGAAUGUUACACCGCUCUAUAUGGCAUCACAGAAUGGACACACUGAGAUAGUCAAACAUUUAGUAGAACACAGUGCUGAUGUCAAUAUUUGUAAUGACGAGAAUGCUACACCACUCUUUAUAUCAUCAGAGAAAGGACACACUGAGAUAGUCAAACAUUUAGUAGAACACGGUGCUGAUGUCAAUAUUUGUAAUGUGAGAAAUGUUACACCACUCUUUAUAUCAUCACAGGAAGGACACACUGAGAUAGUCAAACAUUUAGUAGAACACGGUGCUGAUGUCAAUAUUUGUAGUGUCGAGAAUGUUACACCACUCUUUAUAUCAUCAGAGAAAGGACACACUGAGAUAGUCAAACAUUUAGUAGAACACAGUGCUGAUGUUAAUAUUUGUAAUGUGAGAAAUGUUACACCACUCUUUAUAUCAUCACAGAAUGGACACACUGAGAUAGUCAAACAUUUAGUAGAACACGGUGCUGAUGUUAAUAUUUGUAAUGUGAGAAAUGUUACACCACUCUUUAUAUCAUCACAGAAUGGACACACUGAGAUAGUCAAACAUUUAGUAGAACACGGUGCUGAUGUCAAUAUUUGUAAAUAUGAUAAUGUUACACCGCUCUUUACGGCAUCACUGUAUGGAUACACUGAGAUAGUGAAACAUUUAAUAGAACAUGGUGCUGAUGUCAAUAUUUGUAAUGACGAGAAUGCUACACCGCUGUAUGUAGCAUCACAAAAUGGGCACCAUGAGAUAGCUAAACAUUUAAUAGAACACAGUGCUGAUGUCAAUAUUUGUGCUCUAGAAAAUUUUACCCCGCUAUUUAUGGCAUCGCAGAAAGGACAUAUUGAAAUAGUCAAAGAUUUAGUAAAACAAAGUACUGAUGUCAAUAUUUGUAAUGGCCAAGGUGUUGCACCACUCAUUAGGGCAUCACAGAAUGGACACACUGAGAUAGUCAAACAUUUAGUAGAACACGGUGCUGAUGUCAAUAUUCGUAAUGACAAGAAUGUUACACCGCUCUAUAUAGCAUCACAGAAAGGACACACUGAGAUAGUCAAACAUUUAGUAGAACACGGUGCUGAUGUCAAUAUUCGUAAUGACAAGAAUGUUACACCGCUCAAUAUAGCAUCACAGAAUGGACACACUGAGAUAGUCAAACAUUUAGUAGAACACGGUGCUGAUGUCAAUAUUCGUAAUGACAAGAAUGUUACACCACUCAUUAUAGCAUCACAGGAAGGACACACUGAGAUAGUCAAACAUUUAGUAGAACACGGUGCUGAUGUCAAUAUUCGUAAUGACAAGAAUGUUACACCGCUCUUGAUGGUAUCAUAUAAUGGACACACUGGGAUAGUCAAACAUUUAGUAGAACACGGUGCUGAUGUCAAUAUUUGUGAUGACAAGAAUGUUACACCGCUCUAUAUGGCAUCACAGAAUGGACACACUGAGAUAGUCAAACAUUUAGUAGAACACAGUGCUGAUGUCAAUAUUUGUAAUGUGAGAAAUGUUACACCACUCUUUAUAUCAUCACAGGAAGGACACACUGAGAUAGUCAAACAUUUAGUAGAACACGGUGCUGAUGUCAAUAUUUGUAGUGUCGAGAAUGUUACACCACUCUUUAUAUCAUCACAGAAAGGACACACUGAGAUAGUCAAACAUUUAGUAGAACACAGUGCUGAUGUUAAUAUUUGUAAUGUGAGAAAUGUUACACCACUCUUUAUAUCAUCACAGAAUGGACACACUGAGAUAGUCAAACAUUUAGUAGAACACGGUGCUGAUGUCAAUAUUUGUAAUGUGAGAAAUGUUACACCACUCUUUAUAUCAUCACGGAAAGGACACACUGAGAUAGUCAAACAUUUAGUAGAACACGGUGCUGAUGUUAAUAUUUGUAAUGUGAGAAAUGUUACACCACUCUUUAUAUCAUCACAGAAUGGACACACUGAGAUAGUCAACAUUUAGUAGAACACGGUGCUGAUGUCAAUAUUUGUGAUGACAAGAAUGUUACACCACUCUUUAUAUCAUCACAGAAUGGACACACUGAGAUAGUCAAACAUUUAGUAGAACACGGUGCUGAUGUCAAUAUUUGUGGAGACAGAAAUAUUGCACCACUCAAUAUCGCAUCACAGAAUGGACACACUGAGAUAGUCAAACAUUUAGUAGAACACGGUGCUGAUGUCAAUAUUUGUGAUGACAAGAAUGUUACACCACUCUUUAUAGCAUCACAGGAAGGACACACUGAGAUAGUCAAACAUUUAGUAGAACAAGGUGCUGAUGUUAAUAUUUGUAGAUAUGAUAAUUGUACACCGCUCAAAAUGGCAUCACAGAAUGGACACACUGAGAUAGUCAAACAUUUAGUAGAACACGGUGCUGAUGUCAAUAUUUGUGGUGACAAGAAUGUUACACCACUCUUUAUAGCAUCACGGAAAGGACACACUGAGAUAGUCAAACAUUUAGAACAGCAUGGUGCUGAUGUCAAUAUUUGUAGAUAUGAUAAUUGUACACCGCUCAAUAUGGCAUCACAGAAUGGACACGCUGAGAUAGUCAAACAUUUAGUAGAACACGGUGCUGAUGUCAAUAUCUGUAAUGUGAAUAUCUGAAAACAAACUGAGGACUUCAAUGGCUAUAAAAGAUUUUGAUCGACAAAAAAAGAUGUGUUUUGUAAAUAUGGAUGUUUCACUGCAAUCUGAGUGAAAUUCAAAAUAAAUGAAAUUAUUAA